GUUUGGCGGCUCGAGACUCCGAGAUGGCAGAGCAAGUUUCUCCGGGAAAGUCGGCGGGCCGGGUGUGCACGUUCCUCUUCAAAAAGCCCAAGCGGAAAGGCAUUGCGGGCCGCAGGAAGCGUCCGUCGUGCGGCCCGGAGUCUGGGGACAGCGACAGCAGUAGCGACGAAAGCAGCACUGUGGUCCGACCCGAGAAGAAGCGGGCAGUUCCCAACCCCAUGGUCCAGAAGACGCGCGGCGUCGGCAAACCGAAGGCGUCCGACGGCCGCCCGAGCGGGGACAGGGACCCGGGGGAGGAGGAGGAGGAGGAGGAAGAGGAGAGUGUAAGUCUGGCCGUGGUCUACAAGUCCACCCGCUCUGCGAAGCCCGCGGGGCCUGAGGAUAUGGGGGCGACCGCCGUGUACCAGCUGGACACAGACAAGGAGCGAGAUGCACAGGCCAUCUUCGAGCGCAGCCAGAAGAUCCAGGAAGAGCUGAAGGGCAAGGAGGAUGACAAGAUCUACCGAGGAAUCAAUAACUACCAGAAAUACAUAAAGCCCAAAGACACAUCCAUGGGCAACGCAUCCUCCGGGAUGGUCAGGAAGGGCCCCAUCCGAGCGCCCGAGCACCUGCGUGCCACAGUGCGCUGGGAUUACCAGCCGGACAUCUGUAAGGACUACAAGGAGACUGGCUUCUGCGGCUUUGGAGACAGCUGCAAAUUCCUCCACGACCGUUCAGAUUACAAACACGGGUGGCAGAUCGAGCGUGAGCUUGAUGAGGGUCGCUAUGGUGUCUGUGAGGAGGAAAACUACGAAGUAGGAAGCGAUGAUGACGAAAUACCAUUCAAGUGUUUCAUCUGUCGUCAAACCUACCAAAACCCAGUUGUCACCAAGUGCAAGCAUUAUUUCUGUGAGAGCUGUGCAUUGCAGCAUUUCCGCACCAGUCCGCGCUGUUAUGUCUGUGACCAGCAGACCAGCGGUGUCUUCAAUCCUGCCAAAGAACUGAUUGCUAAACUGAGGAAGCAUAGAGCUGCAGCAGAGUGUGGUGCUUGCAGUAUUGCAGAGGACCCCGAUGGAGUUUAAUUCUCAUGGCUUGGGUUUUUCAUAAAUUUCCCUUUGAAAUAUUUUUCUUCUGGUCUUCAAAAGCUCCCCAAAACAACCGUAACCGAAGGAAUGGGUUUUACUUUCUAGAAGGAAUAUCAAGUUUGUUUUAUAUGAAUAAGCUGCAGAUUGAAUCAAUACAGUCAACUUUUCAGGAACUCUCAACAUGUCAUAGUUAUACAUUCAAAUCAAAAUGAGUUUAGUACAUACUCUGGUGAGCAGUGUGUCAUUUUUCCGCUUGAAAGAACAGUGUUGCCGCCUAGUGGUUAAAUAGACUUCAGACCUUCCAAAGAGCUGUUAAUAAACACUUUAGAAAUUCAGAAGUUACUAGUUUAUGGGGAAAAAUAAGGCGGUUAAUUUGGAAUUUCAAACAGAGGAAACGGGGCAGUGUCAGGGGCCAGUGUACUUAAAAUUGGAAGAUAGACGUUAAGGAAAAAAAGUUUACUGUAUGCACGAUUCAUUUUGCAAUUUGGAAAGAGACUAGUUACACUUAAAUUGUAAGUUAUUCAAGGCAUAUGUUUAAAAAAAAAAGCUGAUAUGUGGUGCACACCUAUAAUCCCAGCUGCUGAAGCAAGAGGAUCCAUAGUUCCAGUCAAGUGACUUCUUGGAGUCAGACAGCCAGUGAGACAAUCAUCAUUUAAGCUACUCUUUGUCUGAUGGAAAGACCUGUACUGCCUUUUUUUCGACAUGAAUGGUAGAUUAACUGAAAGAAAG
This is a messenger RNA of Dipodomys ordii (Ord's kangaroo rat), 1793 nucleotides long. Its product is annotated as RING finger protein 113A-like. Lineage: Eukaryota; Metazoa; Chordata; Mammalia; Rodentia; Heteromyidae. Gene Ontology annotation, molecular function: metal ion binding. The transcript is spliced from 3 exons. Gene Ontology annotation, cellular component: U2-type spliceosomal complex. The record is from RefSeq and is a predicted model, not a curated record. The coding region runs from base 24 to 1061 and encodes 345 amino acids. Gene Ontology annotation, biological process: snoRNA splicing.